AUGUCUGAUUAAUAAAAAGAAACUAUUGUCGAUAUGCCUGAAAAUUCAGAGUUAAAAAGUAUGAAAAACGAUGCUCUAGCAUAAGCUAAAUAUGCAGUCGAAACAUAUAAAUUUGAAAAUAAAAUAUCUGCACACAUAAAAAAGUUUUUUGAUUAAAAAUAUGGUCCCAAUUGGCAUUGUAUAGUUGGAAAACAUUUUAAUGCCUAUGUAUCUUAUGAUUCUAAAAAUUUUAUAUUUUUUUAUGAAGGAUAAAUGGCUAUUUUAUUGUAUAGAAAAGGUUGA
Messenger RNA from Ichthyophthirius multifiliis, 282 nucleotides. RefSeq lists its product as hypothetical. NCBI's taxonomy places the organism in Eukaryota, Ciliophora, Oligohymenophorea, Hymenostomatida. The record is from RefSeq and is a predicted model, not a curated record. Gene Ontology annotation, cellular component: dynein complex. The transcript is spliced from 3 exons. Gene Ontology annotation, molecular function: dynein intermediate chain binding; dynein light intermediate chain binding. Gene Ontology annotation, biological process: microtubule-based process.